CUGGCAGUAUAGUGUGUCACCAGACACACGUGAGUCGUUUCUGGCUGGCUAACCGGGCUGAUCAUCCGUGCAACCGUUGGGUUCGUUAUUUGAACCGAGAGUGCUUAAACAGAUUGCGGGGCGACCAGGUCCGACUGGCCGUGUCCUGUUGAUGAAGAAGGGGACCAGGGUAUUUUUUGGGUGGCUUGCCGCAGUCGAUGGCGCCCAGCUAGCUAGUGGGUAGACCAUCAUAUAUCAAGCUUCCCACCCGCGAUAGCGCGCGGUGUGGUUUUCGCGGUUUCGGGUUCCCCAGGACUGCCAUUUGGGUCGUCUUCGAGAUGCCUGCCUACCCGCUCCAAGUCACCUGCCUGGCGGUGAUAGCUGGCACACCGGUGCUGGCGGCCAUCUUCGUCGCCCUGAGACUAUACACCAGACGGAAAUUGAACUUGCGGCUGGGCUUGGAUGACUGGUUGAUCAUAUUACCACUCCUCCUCUCGAUAGCUUUGAUAGGACCCUCCUUCAGACAUGUCAAGAUGUGGCAUGUCGGUAUACACAUAUGGGACGUCGAUCCGAACGAGAUCGAGCCGGAUUACGACGAAUACUACGCAGUGUCGAUGGCCUUCAACCUUCUCAACAUACCGAUAUUACCACUCGUCAAGGCGUCCAUCAUAUUCCUUCUUCUACGGGCAGGCUCGGUCAUUGAGUGGCUAAAAAAGGCCCUUUACGGCAUCCUCGUCUUCACCGUCGGCAGCGCCCUGAUUCCUUGGUUCCUCUACAUCUUCACUUGCCCGCCGCAAACCGGAAACACGUGGAAGCCGAGAACCUUUGGCAAUCUGCACUGCAUGGGACGACAUAAAAUGGGAGAGAUGCUUAUCUGGGUCACCUGCGCCAAUCUUCUUACCGACUUGCUCAUCUUCCCGAUUCCCUUCAUCAUCGUCCGAAGGAUGAUGAGCGCUCGUUUGCGAUCCCGUUUGGUGGUGCUUGCCGUCUUCACCUCGAGCCUAGCCGUCACAGCCAUCGGCGCCGCCAAAAUCUACCUCUCCUACCGCGACCGGCUCUACUCGCUCUUCCAACCCGACUGGACCUACCCCAUCGACUUCUGCAUCAGCCACAUCGAGAACAACGUCGCCAUCAUCGUCGCCAACGUGCCCAUCCUGCGCGGCCUCGUCACGCGCUGGGUCUUCAACUUCCGCACCAAGGCGACGCCCAUCGAGCGCGAGCGCGAGUUUCGCAGCGAAUGGCAAUGGAACUCAUCGACGAAUUCGUCCACCGUCACGCGCGUGGGGCGAAAGCAUCGUAUCGCGCGGAAGCUCCUGCCGUGCGUCCAAGAGGACUUUUCCUUCUCAUCCUCGCUCGCCCGCUCCCGCGACCUCAGGGACAGCAUAUGCAAGAACAACAACGCGCCAGACUUCCCAGCUCGAAUCAUCACCACGGCCGACUACCGCAAGAACAACCGCAGCGGCCUGCUCAAGGGAAAGAAGUCUCGCCGGAACAGCACGGACCGGUGCUACGAAUCCUCGUCCAGCUGCGAGAAGGGCGACAUGUUAGAAACGGUGCGCAGCGUGGGGAGUCUGGGCUCCGCGCCCACGCUCGUCGAGACGAGGGAUGGUGGUAUCAUCGAUUGGAAGCGCGUGAGUUUCGGCGAGCCCGUGAGCCCGACGACGCUCGUUGCGAGUCCGCGGCGCCCGUCGAGUACGACGCUCAGUCCCAUCAAUCCCCUGCGCCGCACGUCGAGCACCACGCUGUGUCCGCACAACAACGCGCGGCGGCCGUCCAGCCCGACGCUCAGUCCAAUUAGUGGUGGGCGGCGGCCAUCGAGUCCGACGCUCAGCCCCAUCAGUCCGUUGAGGCCGUGUUUGCUGAAGGAGGAGGAGCAGGAGGAUGACGACGACGAAAUAUACCCCUUUCCUUGAGUUUAUUGGGUUUUGAGGUGUUUCGGACGCGACCAGUUGCAAGUUUGAUUUUUUUUUUUAUAGCAUAGCGGGUUGGGAUCAAUCGCAUGGGAGCCACACAAUACCACCACCACAGUAUGAAGUUAUGAAUUUGAAGCUAUCAUGGCAGCGGUACUUACAUUAGUG
Messenger RNA from Westerdykella ornata, 2057 nucleotides. RefSeq lists its product as uncharacterized. The transcript has 5 exons. The record is from RefSeq and is a predicted model, not a curated record. Lineage: Eukaryota; Fungi; Ascomycota; Dothideomycetes; Pleosporales; Sporormiaceae. The coding region runs from base 318 to 1892 and encodes 524 amino acids.